This is a messenger RNA of Saprolegnia diclina VS20, 862 nucleotides long. RefSeq lists its product as hypothetical. The coding region runs from base 49 to 822 and encodes 257 amino acids. Lineage: Eukaryota; Oomycota; Saprolegniomycetes; Saprolegniales; Saprolegniaceae. The transcript has a single exon. The record is from RefSeq and is a predicted model, not a curated record.
CAGCGACCAGCUUCCGUUCGUUCUGUGUCCAGAGAUAUCCCAUUGCUGAUGGCCACACUGCUGCCACCAGACACCCAAGUGGGCGGCCGACCGCGCUCGAUCUUCUCGCUCUGGCACCUACUCUUCUGGCCUUGCGAGCUGCUUACGUACACGACGCUGCUGUGCGUUCUUGCCCACGUCGUCUGGACAUGCGUCGGCGUCUGUCUUCUCGGGCUCCUCGCCCUCUGCGCGGUGAUGGUCGAUGGCCCUCGCCUUUUGCUGGCGUACGAUGGCGUCGACAAUGUCGUGAUGCGCUACCAUAUGUGGCUGUUUGCUUGGCUCAAGGUCGACGUCCGUUUCCACAACCACGUGUGCUUGACGUCCCAGCGCAUUCCGCUGCACGAAGAUGACGAUGCAAGUACGUACUUGUGCGCCGAGCACAUGCAACCCCGACUCAUUGACGACGCAUCGACCGCCGGCGUCUUGCGGCUCGUUGGCUAUCUACUGGUCGUGCGCACGGCCCUCGCCUGUCUCGCGAGCGUCUGGCUCGCACUCGCUGUCUGGUCGGUCGCUCAGAACUUCAUUGCUGGCUUUGAUGUGCUUCGCGCCGUGGUCAUGCACCUGGACGUCGUACCAGAAGCGGUGCUUCAAAUUGCAUUCGUUCCGGCGUGGCGCUGGGAUUUGGGUCCGCUCUCGCUGCUGCUCGUCGUCGUCGGUCUCUGGUACCUAGUGCUACUCACGCGGCAACCGCUGCUGCAGCUCUUGACCGGUUGCACGCGUCGGUUUUGCUGCGUCGUUGUCUGUCGGCUGCCUCAAUGUGAAGGUAACACGCGUUCCGUCUAAGUAACUCAGUAAUACUAUGCAUUUGCUCUGUCCUUACGUG